AUGGAGAGUACGCCCAGCUUCCUGAGGGACACCCCGGCCUGGGAGAAGACAGCCCCCGAGAACGGCAUCGUGGGACGAGAGCCGAGUGCCCUGCCACGGGACCUGCGCCACGAGGCACUGUGCCUGGGAGAGCCAGCUCCCUUCUGGAGGGGUGUCCUGAACACCCCAGACUCCUGGCUUCCCCCCGGCUUCCCUCAGGGCCCCAAGGACACGCUCCCACUGGUGGAGGGCGAAGGCCCCCGGAACGGGGAGAGCAAGGCUGACUGGCUGAGCGGCAAGGAGGGGCGGCGCUGGAAGGAGGCGAUGCUCGCCCACCCGCUGGCGUUGUACGGGUCUGCGUGCCCGCCUCGCUACGGCCCCCUGAUUUCUGAGCAUGGCGGCGGCCAUCCCAAAAGUGACCCUGUGGCCUUCCGGCCCUUGCACUGCCCCUUCCUUCUGGAGACCAAGAUCUUGGAACGAGCUCCCUUCUGGGUGCCCACCUGCUUACCACCCUACCUAGUGUCCAGCCUGCCUCCAGAGCGUCCGUGCGACUGGCCCCUGGCCCCGCACCCCUGGGUGUACUCAGGGGGCCAGCCCAAAGUGCCCUCUGCUUUCAGCUUAGGCAGCAAGGGUUUCUGCCAUAAGGAUCCGAGCAUUCUCAGGCUGGCGAAGGAGCCGUUGGCCGCUGUGGAGCCUGGGUUGCUGGGCUUAGCCCCUGGCAGGCCUCUCCAGAGGAGCGGGGAGGGAGAGGGCCCUUCACUCCACCCGAGGGACGGGGAGCCAGGCCUCGGCAGGCAUCAGAAUCUUUGCCCACUCCUCCUGGGGCAUCCAGACACUGUCCCCCGGGCCCCCUGGCCGAUCUGUCCCCCAGGCCUUGGCAAUGUCUGGACUGUGCCGGGCGGCGGCGGGGGCCUUGGGUACCAGCUGAGGCCAUCGGCCGCAUCGAGGUGCCCCUCUCCCGGGCCUCCCACCACCCCUGGGGGCUGUUACUCACCCCACCCACCCGCCAGAGAUGGAGGCCUUAGUCCUUGUGGGAAGUGCCAGGAGGGCCGGGAGGGGGGCUCGAGGGGGUCCAGUGAGUCCAUCGAGGAAGCAAGCAAGGCAUCCGGUCCCAGGGCCUGCCCGCCCAACCACCACACCAAGCUGAAGAAGACAUGGCUCACGAGACACUCUGAGCAGUUUGGGUGCCCGGGGGGCUGCCCCGGGGGGGAGGAGGAGAGCCCAGCAGUCGCCCCGCUUCAGGCCCUCAAGAGGGCAAGUAGCCCUGAGGUCCAGGGAGUGGCCGGCAGCCCAGCCGCCAAGCGCCCCCCUGACCCUUUCCCGGGCGCAGGGCAGGACGUCCUGGACUCGUCCCCGGAGAACAAGGCGGAGGCAGAACAGCACGCUGACCGCAGAGGACCCCGAGACGGCAGGGCCAGCCUGCAGGACCCAGGGCGUCAGGAUGCACCUUGCUCAGCUCCCCGGGCAGGCAUCGCGCAGUGCCAGAGCUGUGCCCAGGCAGCGAGAGAGGCGGGAGGGCUGGCCUGCCACUCCCAGCAAGCGCCCAGAUCCUCUCUGGGAGGGGAGCAGCAGGAGGAAGACUCGGCAGCCAGCUCCGAGGAGGGAGGAGGCUCCGGCCCCAAGGCCGGGCCCAGCGUGGGCCUCGCCAAACACCUCCUGAGUGGUUUGGGGGACCGGCUGUGCCGCCUGCUGCGGAGAGAGCGGGAGGCCCUGGCCUGGGCCCAACGGGAAGCAGGCCAGGGGCCGGCCAGGACAGAGGACGACCCAGGCAUUCCAGGUUGCUGCAGCCGCUGCCACCAUGGACUCUUCAACACCCACUGGAGAUGCCCCCGCUGCAGCCACCGGCUGUGUGUGGCCUGUGGUCGCAUGGCGGGUGCUGGCAGGGCCAGGGAGAAAGCAGGCUCUCCGGAGCAGCCCACGGAGGAGUGUGCCCAGGAGGCUGGGCACAGCGCCUCUUCCCUGAUGCUCACCCAGUUUGUUUCCAGCCAGGCUUUGGCAGAGCUGAGCGCCGCGAUGCACCAGGUCUGGAUCAAGUUUGAUAUCCGGGAGCACUGUCCCUGCCAAGCUGAUGCCCAGGUGUGGGCCCCUGGGGAUGGGGGCCAGCAGAAGGAGCCGAGAGAGAAAAACACCCCAAUCCCACAACCUUCCUGCAAGGAGGACACCAACAGGACCAAGGACAUCAAAGCGGAGACCCUGGACUCCACAGAGACCCCUGCCGAGGACCGUGCCAGCCGGGGCCCCCUGCCUUGCCCCUCUCUCUGUGAACUGCUGGCCUCCACCGCCGUCAAACUCUGCUUGGGGCACGAGCGGAUACACAUGGCCUUUGCCCCUGUCACUCCAGCCCUGCCCAGUGAUGACCGAAUCACCAACAUCCUGGACAGCAUCAUCGCGCAGGUGGUGGAGCGGAAGAUCCAGGAGAAAGCCCUGGGGCCUGGGCUGCGGGCCGGGCCCGGCCUGCGCAAGGGUCUGGGCCUGCCCCUCUCCCCGGUGCGGCCGCGGCUGCCUCCGCCGGGAGCUCUGCUGUGGCUGCAGGAGCCCAGGUCUCGGCGAGCCUUCCGCCUCUUCCAGGAGCACUGGCGGCAGGGCCAGCCUGUGUUGGUGUCAGGGAUUCAGAGGACAUUGCAAGGCAGCCUGUGGGGGACCGAGGCUCUGGAGGUGCUCGGAGGCCAGGUGCAGGCGCUGACCCACCUCGGGCCUCCCCAGCCCACAAACCUGGGCCCUGCGGCCUUCUGGGAUGGAUUCUCCCGGCCUGAGAUUCGCCCAAAGUCAUCUGAGGGCUCCAUCCUCCUGCUGCACAGAGCUCUGCGGGCUGAGGACACAAGCAGGCUGGAGAACCUGGCUGCCAGCCUGCCCCUCCCGGAGUACUGUGCCCCCCAAGGGAAACUCAACCUGGCUUCCUACCUCCCGCCGGGCCCUGCCCUGUGUCCACUGGAGCCCCAGCUGUGGGCAGCCUAUGGUGUGAGCCCGCACCGUGGGCACCUGGGGACCAAGAACCUCUGUGUGGAGGUGACUGACCUGGUCAGCAUCCUGGUGCGUGCAGAAGCCUCGCUGCCUGCCUGGCAUCGGGCACAGAAAGACUUCCUCUCAGGCCUGGACGGGGAGGGGCUCUGGUCUCCUGGCAGCCAGGUCAGCGCUGUGUGGCACGUGUUCCGGGCACAGGACGCUCAACGCAUCCGCCGCUUUCUCCAGAUGGUGUGUCCUGCGGGGGCUGGCAACCUGGAACCUGGCUCCCCGGGCAGCUGCUACCUGGACGCAGGGCUCCGGCGGCGCCUGCGGGAGGAGUGGGGUGUGAGCUGCUGGACCCUGCUGCAGGCCCCUGGCGAGGCCGUGCUGGUCCCCGCGGGGGCUCCCCACCAGGUGCAGGGCCUGGUAAGCACAGUGAGCGUCACUCAGCACUUCAUGUCCCCUGAGACCUCUGCCCUCUCUGCUCAGCUCUGCCACCAGGGAUCCAGCCUGUCCCCUGACUGCCGCCUGCUUUGUGCCCAGGUGGACUGGGCUGUGUUCCAAGCAGUGAAGUUGGCUGUGGGAACAUUACAGGAGGCCAAAUAG
Pipistrellus nathusii (Nathusius's pipistrelle) is the source of this 3528-nucleotide messenger RNA. The record is from the annotation of a GenBank genome assembly. Lineage: Eukaryota; Metazoa; Chordata; Mammalia; Chiroptera; Vespertilionidae.